Delphinapterus leucas (beluga whale) is the source of this 2033-nucleotide messenger RNA. Lineage: Eukaryota; Metazoa; Chordata; Mammalia; Artiodactyla; Monodontidae. The record is from RefSeq and is a predicted model, not a curated record.
GUGGGUGGGCUUCCCAUCUUUCGCCUCAGUUUACUCAUUUGUAACUUGGACCUCCAACCAGUUGCUGUGAGAAGUAAAUGAAUCCAUCAACGCACGUAAGGCCCUGUGGAAGAACUCAAUACUCCUGAGCGCAAGUUCUCGGAGCUCACUCCUCCGGCCGCCCCGCCCGGCUCCAGGGGGCGGGGACGAAGCAAAGGUCCCGCCGCCCGCCCUCUUCCCUCGCGAUCCCCCGCCCCGGCCCAACCCGCGGGGCUUCUAAGACUCGGCAGGCUGCGGGCGCGGGGCGCGAGGCUGCAGGGAGGUAAUCUGGAGCUCUCAAAAUGUUUGCCAAAGCAACAAGGAAUUUUCUUAGAGAAGUUGAUGCUGGAGGUAACCUGAUCACAGUAUCAAAUUUGAAUGACUCUGAUAAAUUACAACUUCUAAGUCUGGUGACCAAAAAAAAGAGAUUGUGGUGCUGGCAGAGACCCAAAUACCAGUUUUUAUCUGUCACCCUGGGAGAUGUACUCACAGAAGACCAGUUUCUGAGUCCAGUGGUCGUGGAGUCGGACUUUGUGAAGUACGAGGGCAAGUUUGAAAACCAUGUGAGUGGGACCCUGGAGACGGCAAUGGGGAAGGUCAAGCUGAACAUUGGUGGCAGAGGCCUCGUGGAGAGUCAGUCCUCGUUUGGAACCUUGAGGAAGCAGGAGGUGGACUUGCAGCAGCUCAUUGGAGUUGCCCAGGAGAGAACAAUAAAUCUGAAGGAUUCAGUGCUGCAGCAGGUGCUGGAGAGGAAGAAUGAGGUCCUGUGUGUCCUGACACAGAAGAUAGUGACGACGCGGACGUGUGUGAUAUCCGAGCACGUCCAGAUCGAGGAGAAGUGCGGUGGCAUGGUGGGGAUCCAGACCAAGACCGUGCAGGUGUCAGCGACGGACGAUGGGAACAUCAUCAAGGACAGCAAUGUGGUGCUGGAAAUCCCGGCUCCCACCACCAUCGCCUACGGCGUCAUCGAGCUGUAUGUGAGAGCAGACGGCCAGUUCGAAUUCUGCCUCCUGCAAGGCAAGCACGGGGGCUUCGAGCACGAGAGGAGAAGUGACUCUGCCUUCCUGGACCUCCUGCCCUUACGAGAGUUUGCGUUCUGGGACACGCCAGAUGCUGGGCAAGGGCUGCCUGCCUCGGAUGGGCCACUGAGUGUUUUAAAACAAGCCACUCUGUUCUUGGAGAGGAAUUUCCAUCCCUUUGUGGAGCUGCCAGAGCAGCAACAGAGAGCUCUGAAUGACGUCCUCCAGGCGGUCCUGUUUGAUGAAGAAUUACUCUUGGUUCUGGAGCAAGUGUGUGAGGACAUAGUCAGCAGCCUGUCACCCUCAUUGGCGGUGCUGGGGAAGCUGAAGCCUUCACAGCAGCGGGACCUCGUGGCCUUCCUGCGGCUAGUGGGGUACAGUGUGCAGGGCGAGUGUCCAGGCCCAGAGGAUGUGGUCCACAACCGGAAACUCCUUUCUACGGCCUACUUCUUGGUCAGUGCGCUAGCAGAAAUGCCAGAUAACGCAGCAGGUCUGCUGGGCACUUGUUGUAAGCUCCAGAUUAUUCCUACACUGUGCCAUCUGCUCCAUGCUCUGUCUGAUGAUGGUGUGUCUGAUCUUGAAGACCCAGUCUUGGCUCCACUGAAAGAUACAGAAAGGUUUGGGAUCGUGCAGCGUCUGUUUGCCUCAGCUGACAUUAACCUGGAGAGACUGCAACCUUCUGUGAAAGUUGCCACCCGGAAGGACCCUAACGUUUUCCCACUGAUUCUUUAUAUAAGCCUGAAUGGACUCUGUGCUUUGGGCAGAGCACAGUAACAGUGUCAUAUGUGGAUUACAGGUACACCUUAUUUUAUUGCACUUUGCAGAUAAUGCACUUUUUUUUUUUUUUUUUUUACAAAUUGAAGGUCUGUGACAACCCUGAGUCGAGCAAGUCUAGCGGUGCCAUUUUUCCAACAGCUCACUGUUGUCACAUUUUGGUAAUUCUCCCAGUAUUUCAGACUUUUUCAUUAUUAUUAUAUUUGUCAUGGUGAUCUUUGA